Molecule: messenger RNA, 1994 nt
Organism: Saprolegnia diclina VS20
Lineage: Eukaryota; Oomycota; Saprolegniomycetes; Saprolegniales; Saprolegniaceae
Exons: 18
Coding region: 1-1926 (641 amino acids)
Source: RefSeq, a predicted model, not a curated record
AUGACAUUGGGCGGCGACGUGAAGGGCAAGAAGACCAAAGAGUCGACGGUUCGGAGUAAGCUCUUUCGAGCCACAGCGGGUCUCUCGCUGUACGAGCAGAGCCAUUUGGCGCACUCGGUGGCGACCACGGGCAACAACGUUCUCGAGACGAUUCAAAACAUGAAGUCGCGUUCUCAAAAGCAAAAGCAAGCGUCGAAGGAGUCGACGGCCAAGUUUCAAUGGCUUCACGACCACAUGCACCUUAAAAAGAUAGAGCAGACGGCAACGAAAGACGUCGAUGCGACUGUCUUGCGGCUCGUCAACUCCGAGCUCCCAGUCAACGACCACCACGACCACUCGUAUGAAGCGGUAAUCGCUGCGGCUGUCACCGAGAUGCAAACGCAGCGCUUGGGGCAGCUGAAUGUGCACCAAAAUGACCGAGAUAAUCGAAAUACCAUGCGUCGCCUUCUCGCAUCGAUUCAAGCCGAAGCACCGUCCAAAGGCCCCACCUGGUAUAGUCAAGUCAAGAUUCAACUGCAAAAUCUCAUGCUCGACUCGAUUGUCGGGCAUCAUAUGCUUACCGAGCAGCUCAGCGCCGAGGCCGAGGCCUGUGAGAAGGAGCUUCAAGUGGCUUGCCAAGCGCUUUGCCGUCAGCAUCGCACCGCUGGUGUGACGACACCUGGUGCGAGUACCGAAGACGUAUGGACACAGCUCAUGGCCGCGACUCAACCCCAGCGAGAUGAAGACGAGGCUCUCAGCGAUGGUGUCGACCCGAUUCUCAAAUACAACCUCCUGCUUGAGUUUGAGACGCUGCAGACCCAGCUUGAAGCGGACCUUGCCGGCCUUGAAGAGGGGUACCGGGCCAGCAUGGCGGCAUAUGGCUGCGCAGUGGAGCAAGUAACUGCGACGCCGCCAAAGCAUCCUGGCUGGACCGACGAGGACCACGAGCGGUAUCUCAAAGUGUUUAAAGACUGCGAGCCCAAAGGCAUUCGCAACGAAGCAUUUCUCAAGCGCCUCGAGCCUCUUCUACCGCAAAGGUCAAGAAAGGAUCUGGCAGCCCAUGACCAAUGGCACCGAACGCAUCGGCGGCAUCUGCAACAGACCCAAGAGCGACAGGCCGACUACACGCGACAACAUUCACACAUCUUUGAGAAGGCUAAAACGCAGCUCGCCGAUGCGAUCGAGACGCAUCGAGCGCGACAGUCGAGCCAAGCCGAGCUCGCACGGCGCGCCGCAGCACAAGCCGUCUUGCAUGAAAAGGUGGCGCGCUUCCAGCUCAAACGCAACGUCAAGGCCGAGAUGGCUGCGCACCAGAGCGAGAUUGCUCGCCUCGAGGCCCAAGCACUCCAGGAAGCUAUGGAGGCCAAGCGCAAGAAGGAACACGAGCUCAAGAAGAAGUUGGUGCAGGAGCACAAGGGUUGGCAAGAGCUCGGUGCCAUCGCAGACGAAGAGGCGGCGGCGGUCGCACGGGCGCGCGAAGACGAAGCCAAGGCCGCGCAAGCCGUGAUCAAUGCCGAGCGUGUCCAACACCGCAUGGACGAGUGGGAGCACAAGACAGAGCUGCAAAAGCAACAGCUACAGCGCCAGCAAGACGAAGAAGCGGCACGACGACAGGCCUUGGAAGCGCUCAAGCUGGAAACACCGUACGCGGCCAAGCUGGCCGAAAUCCAGAUCGAUCCCGAAAGAACGCGGCAGCCCACAGUCGCCUUUCAGGCCAACGUCGACGCAGCCCAGGAGCCGCUAGGCGUCCAUGAGUCGGGCCUAUUCCCGUCCCACGGCUAUGACACGGACAAACUCUUCAAGGACGCGCGGUUUAAGCUCGGUCUGGCGCUGCAGGACGCAGGGCUGGCCAAAACAGAGUACGCACGGCAAGCCAUGGCCACCAUCUCCGUGCGCAAUGCUGGCUCGUACCGCCAUAAUGUGCAGCCCAAGACUCAGCUUUGGUAGCUAUCAAUCGCACACUAUAUCGGUGGGAGCUUUGAUGUCAUUUCACAUGAAAGUCCGUCGAAUCCGUG